AUGACGCGAAAGGCUGGAGCCCCCUCAAACCCCGCGGUCAACAACGCCAAAACAAAGGCUGAGACCAAGGCUGAGACUGCCAUACAUGGCAGGCGCCUGGAGGCAUCUUACUUAGGUGUUCUCUGGAAAAACCGCCACACGGCACCCAUCGUCUUCACCUCGCUCGACACCGAGUUCCAACCAGACACACGCGCCAUUUAUGAAUUAGGCAUUGCGACUCAGCCCGCGAUAGGUCCAGUUGCCAGCCAUCAUUACACCGUGAACAGUACUAUGGGUCUCAGGAAACGUUCCACAAAGUCAUUUCCCUUCGGCAAGUCCGAAAGCCUUCGCACAGAGGGAGACCUCCUCCCCAUUCUCGACCAACACUUUUCUGACCUUGUCGCCAACUACGAGGUGGUGGUUCUCUGCGGUCAUAGUAUUUCGGGCGACUUGACUCUCUUGAAAGAGGUUGCCAACUGGGCACCGCCCGACAAUAUUUUUGUGUUUGAUACGCAACGCGUCUGGGAGGGUCUGGGGGGCCUUGCGGCUUAUCUCAACGGUGGCAAGACCAUGGCCAAGCUCCUCCUACAUUACCGCGUCCCGCACAACGUAAACGACAUUCACAAUGCAGGCAGCGACGCCUACUACACUCUCAAGCUUCUUUUCUGUAAGGCGGAGCAAGCAGCACAAGACCGGCCCUGCUUCUCGGGCCUCAUGAACAUUACCAACCACAAGCCAGACCCGCAACAGAUCCCGCCGCCGCCUCCGUCCGAGUACCCAAGCAGCCUACAACUCGCGUGCCCACAGAUAGACAUCAUCCAGAAUGUGAUGUCGCAGCUCAAGAGCCUGUUACCACUUCCACCUGCUCCUCCCACUCCAGUACAACCCGGCGGCAGCCACAAGAGAAGCAUGCCGGAGGAUGCCCACGACCACAACACGAGUGAAUGCAAGAGGCGAAAGACGGACGACGACCACAUCGACAGAGGCGGUGCUGUGCAGGAACAGUCGGAGGAAGGAGCAGGGAUUCGCAAGGCGUCCCGCGGCACGCAACCCGAAGGGACGUGUACUUGUACACUGUUGGACGGCGUUGGCAAGGAAGGAGGGAAGGAGGAGGAGCUGUACAAACAACCCGUGAUGGGUCUGUGUGAUCAUCAUGUAACAUAG
Molecule: messenger RNA, 1143 nt
Organism: Phaeoacremonium minimum UCRPA7
Lineage: Eukaryota; Fungi; Ascomycota; Sordariomycetes; Togniniales; Togniniaceae
Exons: 1
Coding region: 1-1143 (380 amino acids)
Molecular function (GO): nucleic acid binding
Source: RefSeq, a predicted model, not a curated record